Vigna angularis (adzuki bean) is the source of this 1062-nucleotide messenger RNA. RefSeq names its product putative clathrin assembly protein At1g25240. NCBI's taxonomy places the organism in Eukaryota, Viridiplantae, Streptophyta, Magnoliopsida, Fabales, Fabaceae. The record is from RefSeq and is a predicted model, not a curated record. The transcript has a single exon. Gene Ontology annotation, biological process: clathrin-dependent endocytosis; clathrin coat assembly; vesicle budding from membrane. The coding region runs from base 97 to 1062 and encodes 321 amino acids. Gene Ontology annotation, cellular component: clathrin-coated pit; clathrin-coated vesicle. Gene Ontology annotation, molecular function: phosphatidylinositol-4,5-bisphosphate binding; clathrin heavy chain binding; SNARE binding.
GAUGAUCAAUACAUAGAUUCUAAGAACGUGCAGAAAGUGUUCCAUUGGUUACGAACCUCACCCUCGUACCUGAAACCUAUUGUGUGGUCUCUCUCCAUGCGCAUGCAGAAGACUCGAAGCUGGGUGGUCGCGCUGAAAGGCUUGAUGCUCAUACAUGGCAUUUUCUGCUGUGACAUCCAGAUGGUGCAACGGAUGGGGAGGUUACCCUUUGACCUCUCAAACUUUUCUGAUGCCCAUUUGAGCACCGAGAAGGCUUGGGAUUUCAACGAUUUCAUUCGUGCUUAUUUUGCGUAUUUGGAUCAAAGAUCGGCGUUCGUAUCCUCCGAGGUUAAAAAGCUAAAGAAGAAUAAAAAGGAGAAGGAGGUGGAGGAGACGUUGAUGGAAGAGCUUGAGGGUUUGCAAAAGUUGCAAGGGUUGGUUGAUAUGCUUCUUCAGAUCAGGCCUCGGAACGAGAACAUGAAUGUUGGUUUGGUUCUUGAAGCCAUGGACUGUGUUAUAGUUGAGGUUUUCGGUGUGUAUAGUAAGUUUUGCAACAAGAUUGCCAAGGUUUUGUUGAGGAUAUAUGAAAUGGGUGGGAGGAUGGAAGCGAGUAUUGGCCUCAAGGUUCUUCAGAAAGCAUCGAUUCAAAGGGAGGAGUUGUCUUCGUUCCUUGAGUUUUGCAAGGAUAUUGGUGUCCUCAAUGCCUCUCAGUGCCCCCAAAUUGAAAGAAUUUCUCAGGAGGAUAUUCAAGAUCUUGAGAAAAUAAUCAAUGGUGCCUCUUCCAACAAGAAGGGUGGUGUUGCGGCAAAUGAUGAGGACAAAGCCAUUGUGGUAAGAGAUUGUUCUGCCAUUGCACCUGUUUCACACCAGAAGGAGUCAGAGAAGGGUUUGAUGACCAUCAUCACUCACCAAUGGGAGGUUUUUGAUAAUGAUGAUAAUGUGAUGUUUGGUGGUAAAGGAAUGCACACUGUCUCUGGUGAAAAGGAUAUUCGCAACACAACCAAUCCUUUUGAGGAAUCAUAUCACAUUGUGCCUUAUGUUUCUGCUCACAAUCAACCUCUUCCUGAUCUAAUUAGUUUUUAG